This is a messenger RNA of Patiria miniata (bat star), 2987 nucleotides long. RefSeq names its product protein SpAN-like. Lineage: Eukaryota; Metazoa; Echinodermata; Asteroidea; Valvatida; Asterinidae. Gene Ontology annotation, molecular function: metalloendopeptidase activity; zinc ion binding. The record is from RefSeq and is a predicted model, not a curated record. The coding region runs from base 1 to 2202 and encodes 733 amino acids. Gene Ontology annotation, biological process: proteolysis. The transcript is spliced from 13 exons.
AUGGUACAGGGACAAGAUGAAGAACCAACAGAGACGGACCGGGGACCACCCAGGCCCCUAUAUCACCCAGAGCCCAUCGAAGAGAACUACGUACCGGGAACAUUCCAGUCUGACAUGCGGCUGACAUUUCCACAAGUGAACGAUUUGUAUGUGAGUGUCUCGGAACAGAUGAACGGAACGCAAAAGCGACGAGCAGUAAGCAGUACCAAAUGGCUGCGUGGUAUUAUACCCUACGAGAUUGAUGACAACUUUGGCCAGGAAAUCCGUACCACUAUCCAGCAAGCGAUGGACUUGUGGGAAGAGAACACGUGUAUCACAUUCCGAGAGUAUACUCCAGAAGUCGCAGAGGAACUGGGAACUGAACAUCGUGUCCUUUUCGAGAAGGCGAGUGCGGGAUGCGUGUCUUGGGUCGGCAUGAUUAACCAUUUUCCCCAGACUAUUUCGCUGUCAGAAGAGCGAUGCAAUUAUAUGGGAACAAUCGCACAUGAGAUCGGCCAUGCUGUGGGUUGGCACCACGAACAAGGAAGGCCAGACAGGGACGGGUACGUGACGGUCCUAUACGAUAAUAUCAAGGCGGGGUUUGCAUCAAACUUCAAGACCUAUGAAGUUGAGACGUACGGUGUCCCUUACGACAUUGAAUCGAUAAUGCAUUAUGGAUCAGAGUAUUUCUCUAAAGGCAGUGGACUGCUGACGAUUGAGCCCAAGAACCCACUGGAUCUGUUCAAGAUGGGAAACCGGGAAGAUUUUACAUUUUACGAUCGGAAGAUCGCCAAUGUAAUGUAUGAGUGUUCCAGUGAGUGUGAUCCGCUUUUACAGUGUGAAAACGAAGGAUAUGUUGGGAAAGAUUGUAAAUGUUACUGCAAACCAGACUACAGCGGAACGUACUGUGAGAUUUACAUGCAAGGCAGCGAUAACGCAGAAUGCAUGAGCGAACUAUCAGCUGAUGAAGACGUGAAGACCAUCAUGUCACCAGGAUAUCCCACUGCCUACGAUAGUUUAAUGACAUGUGCCUGGUUAAUACAGGGUCCACCCAACACGACGCUUAGCCUUGUUUUCACCGAUUUUGAAGUAGAGAUAAGCUCACGUGACAUUUGCUUCGACUACGUUCAAGUGCGCAGUGAUUCCUACAUCUACACUGGUGGAAAAGAGUUUGGAUAUGCGAUUUAUAUUUCUAGCUAUUGUGGAAACGAACCGCCCCCGCCAAUUGUGUCCACUGGAAAUCAAAUCCUCGUGAUUCUCUACACCGACUCGUGGGGGGAACGUAAAGGAUUCCGAGCUGAUUACUUCAUCAACCCUGAGAGUGACGUUACUACCCUGCCCAUGGCCUCAACAGUGGUGUCAACCACGGCCCACACCACAGCCCAAACCACGGGCCAAACAACAGUCCAAACAACAGCCCAAACAACAGCUCAAACCACGGACCAAACUACAGCCAUCACCACGGCCCAAACCACAGCCGUAAUCAUGUCACAAACCACAGCCCAAACCACAGCCCAUACCACAGCCAAAACCACAGCUGCAACCGCGACACAAAUCACAGCCGUACCCACGGCUCAAACCACAGUCCAAACCUCAGCUCAAACCACGACCCAAACCAUAGCCGUAACCACGGCCCAAACUACACACCAAACCACACCCCAAACCUCAGCUCAAACCACGGCCAAAACCACAGUCGUAACCACGGCCCAAACUACAGCCCAAACCUCAGCUCAAACCGCAGCCAAAACCUCCGCCCAAACAACCUUCCGAAUCACGGCCUCAGCAUCGAUCCCUAUCUUGGCAUCAACCACCACUGUGACAACACACCCCCCGACUUCCAUCAAGCCAACGGCGAAGUGCGAAGCGGCUGAAGGAACAUGCGGCGGGCAAUUCACUGGUUCCGGCUGCAUAGCAUCGCCGAACUAUGGACACGGCGUGUACAAUAACAACGAGGAAUGUGUUUAUCAUAUUCAGGUUGAUGCUGGUAAACGAGUUCGGUUGACAGUAGAACACCUUGAUAUCGAAUAUGAGGAGACUUGCACGUGGGACAGAUUGGUAGUUAUUCCUGGGGACACGCUUGGCUCACUGAGGACUUGCGGUUCGGAGCUCCCUUUUGGGACUUUUGUGUCCCUUGACAACACCAUGACGGUGAAGAUGAUCAGCGAUGGAUUUGUGGCUAAAGGCGGAUUUGCAGCAAGCUUCCAGGGGAUUACCGUGGAUUAGAAGGAUUAAUUAAGAGCAAAAUGCCAGUACAUUGCUGCCUAAAAGCCUCAUCAAACUACUCAUUGUUAUCUAUCAUCUGCAACAUACAGGAGGCUUCUUAAUUUAGGGUGACAGUGAAUUAGUAUCUAUAUUUUAUUUAUGAGUUGGCUUACCAGUAAAAGAUUGGUGGUAUGUUUUCUUUUCUUUUCCACUUACAUUAAGACCUCAAUGAAGACAUAACAUUUAGAAACUUUGCAAUCCUAAAUGAUUUUAAAUAUUUAUGAUGCUUUAAUAAAGAUUUUAUCGGGAAUAUUAAGCUGAAGAGACAAAUAUACGGCAAUAUAUUUUUAUUUCGAGCAUUCUAAAUAAGUAAGGAAAAAUAAUAAGUAAACCUGUUCUACCUGUCUUGAGCUGUCUUGAUCCGGUCCACGUUAUUGUACGGGUUCUAUUGAUGUUUCAGAAGAGAAAGAGUAUCUACCACGUUUAAGGAGAAAACCCUAAUUGUAAAAGCGAAUUCAAGGCAGACAACGGACUAGAGGAUUGGUUGAAAAUAGAUGAAGCCCAUCUCUAGCAAUAAUCAUCCCAAACAGUAAACAUAAUUCAUUUCUCAAUUGUAAUCGUGGACAAAACAGUUCUAUGGUUAUUUUUCAAUACAUUGUACGCCUUAAAAGAUACCUGUAAUCAGUUAGUUAUGUCAUGUGCUCUUAUACACCUGUUCCUAAUACCAAUCGACAGACUCUGCUGCUUCCAACACAUAUAUUUCUUCGGGCCUAUUAAGUUUGUAGAAUCUGUGGAGCCCAUUAAAC